Messenger RNA from Paramecium octaurelia, 495 nucleotides. The record is from the annotation of a GenBank genome assembly. Lineage: Eukaryota; Ciliophora; Oligohymenophorea; Peniculida; Parameciidae.
AGUGACAAUUUAAUUAGGGUAUGUACAAUGAAACAAUAGGCAAAACAACUUAUCCUGAGAUUUGAUUAGUAAUCUCAAAUAAUUUAGACACGUGCUAGCUAAAAUUCCACAGAAGGCCAAUCAUUUGUAUAAAAGUCAUAUUGCAUGUCUGUUUAAUUGAGCAAAAUGAAUUUUUCGGAUACGAAUUAAAGAAAAAAUAAUCACCCAUAAGAUGAUAAGGAGGAAUCUCUAUAACAAAAUUUGCAAGAGUAAAUUCUAAUAGGACGAUACUAUAACAGUAAUCCCAAAUACUCAAUUUCACAGGUAUAGGACAUUGCAAACCUGGAUUUUAUUGAAGAGGAAGAUGCUUAAUAUCCCUUGAAGCAUCAUCAUGAUAAAUACAUUCAGUUAAUUGAAUUCAAAGGAGUUUGCUUUUUGUAUGAGACUAGAGUGCGAAGGUGCAAAAUUGAUUAUUUUUAUAUGUAAAGUAAAAUGUUAGAUCCACAAUCUUGCUGA